Vigna angularis (adzuki bean) is the source of this 2926-nucleotide messenger RNA. Its product is annotated as putative pentatricopeptide repeat-containing protein At1g53330. Lineage: Eukaryota; Viridiplantae; Streptophyta; Magnoliopsida; Fabales; Fabaceae. Gene Ontology annotation, molecular function: protein binding. The coding region runs from base 359 to 1768 and encodes 469 amino acids. The transcript has 4 exons. The record is from RefSeq and is a predicted model, not a curated record.
GUAACUUUGUCAUAACCGUAACUCAUUCAAAACUUGAAAAGUCAAUGAAUCUUUUAAGGAGUACAAUCCUGUUGUUGCAAGUAAUGCUCAUCUUGCCAAACAAAAACAAUAUCUUUGAGAGCUGGUCUUAAAUCUUCCUUCACUAUAUUCUGGAAUUCUAAUGUGUCACCGCCAGAUUUCAUCUCAACCAAAUGGAAAGAUGGAGCGACUUCAAAUAUUUCAACAUCAAUGGAAAGCGGUUCUUUUCUACCUGCCUUGGAUUUCUCCAAUUUCAGUAGCCCUCCAUCCUUCUUAAUGAUCUUUUUCAAUUCCGUUUCAAAAUGUAGUCGCAUUUCUCCAAACCCAUUCUUUCUGAUUAAUGAAUUUUGUUUAUCAGUUCUGGAACCAAACUACAAUGUCUUGUUCAAAACCCAUCUCUUCUUUCCGACUCACCUCUCUCCUCCGCUCUCAGAAAGAUCCAUCACUGGCCCUUCAACUCUUCCUCAACCCAAACCCUAACCACCCCUCCGUCCACCCCUUCCGCCAUUCCCUCUGUUCCUAUGACCUCAUUAUCACCAAACUUGCCCGAGCCAAAAUGUUCCCCCAAAUGGAAGACCUACUCAACCAACUCCACACCCAAACGCGCUUCCCUACCCCGGAACCCCUCCUCCGCUACGUCAUCGCUGCUUACGCCCGCGCUGGCCUCCCAUCGCGCGCCCUCCGCACCUUUCUCUCCAUGCCCGCCCCCUCACUCCGCUCAUUCAACUCCCUCCUCCACUCGCUGCUAGCUUGCCGUGACUUCGCCUCAUUCACGCGCCUCCUGCCGCACCUCCCCCGCUUUUGCGGUCCCGACGCAUGCUCCUACAACAUCCUUAUCCACGCGUGUUCUCUAACGGAUGACCGCGAUCGGGCGUGGAAGCUGUUCAACGAAAUGCUUAGGCGAGGCGUUCGUCCGAAUCAAAUUACGUUCGGAACUCUGAUUAACUUGCUGUGCAAAAGCCCUCAAUUGCACCUUCCCCAGGCGUUUAAGGUGAAGGAAGAGAUGGAUAGGGUUUUUAAAAUUAAGCCUAAUGUUUUUGUGUACACUAGUUUGAUUAAAGCGGUUGGCGAGGUGGGUGAUUUUGAUUCCGCGGUUAGGUUAAAAGAUGAGAUGGUGAGGAACAAUUUGAAGCUUGAUGUUGUGGUGUACAACACUUUGGUUUCGGGGUUUUUAAAAGGAGGGAAGAAGGAUAUAGGAUUUAGGGUUUUGGAGGAAAUGAAGACUGGUGGUGUGAAGCCGAAUUCUGUGACGUGUAAUGUGUUAAUUGGGGAGUUUUGUAGGGAGGGGAAGUUUGAAGAGGCUUAUAGGAUUUUGAAUGAUGGGUUAGAGGGUGUGAAGCCUGAUGUUUUUGGUUACAAUGUGGUCAUUGGUUGGCUGUGUGAAGAGGGGAAAUGGAGGGAGGCUGAUGAUUUAUUUCGGGACAUGCCAAGGCGACAAUGUGUUCCUGAUGUUGUGACUUACCGCACCUUGUUUGAUGGGCUUUGCCAAUGUACGCAGUUUGAGGAAGCUGGGUUGGUUUUAGAGGAGAUGAUUUUUAAAGGCUAUGUUCCUCGUUCCUCCCGUUUGAAUGAGUUUGUUGGUAUGGUGUGCAAGGAAGGGGAUUUUGAGUUACUAGGGAAGGUUUUGAGUAGUUUGGUAGGUGGGGGAUUUUACUGUAAGGAUGUGUGGAAAACUUUAGUCUUAUUGGUUUGUCAAUCGGAAAAGUUGUUGGGAGCUUUUGAGCAUUUUGAUGAAUUGGUGUUGGCAUGAAUUCUUUAUUGGGUUUCUGUGAAUGUGCAGAGUGAUAUUCUGUUAGUUCCAAAAUACGUAUUUCAGGGAUGGUCUGGACUCACCAAAUCUGGCGAAACAUUGAACUAGAUCUAUAUCAGAGAGGUGAAUCUCUAGUCCACAAAGCGAUGAUGAAUGUCCAUGAAGAGCAAUUGCAAUCAAGUACUAAAGGCUUGGAGUAUUGUUUAGGGCACACCUUUUGUUGAAGGAGAUAUGCUAACUGAGGCCUUCUAAGCUCCCCCUUCCAACAAAGGGUCAUCAAGUCACCGGUCCCAUUACUUGUUGAUUCUCAAAACCAGGAGGGUAAGGGUCCUGUUAUAUUUGAUCCUAUUCACACAGAUGCCCAGGUCAAUCAAAUGAGAUAGUUUGUUCCUGAAGAAUCAGUUCUAUACAUUGGUGAAGCACUGACAAUAUUGAGAAAAGAGAACUGUUGAUUGCAUGUGAAUGAUACAGCUGCAGUUCUUGGUUUUGUUGGGGCACCGUUCACUCUGGCAUCAUAUGUGGUUGAAGGUGGUUCAUCUAAAAACUUCUCAGAAAUAAAAAGAUUGGCUUUCUGAGUCCAAGACCCUGCACUCUUUACUGCAAAAGUUUACAACGUCAAUGGCAAGAUACAUUCAAUACCAAGCUGAUAAUGGAGCUCAAGCUGUUCAGAUCUUUGAUUCAUGGGCAACAGAACUUAGUCCAGUGGAUUUUGAAGAAUUCAGUUUGCCUUACUUGAAGCAGAUUAUCGAUGCUGUGAAGAAAAGCCAUCCAAAUCUCCCUUUGAUCCUGUAUGCUAGUGGAUCUGGGGGCUUGCUUGAAAGACUAGCCUUGACAGGAGUGGAUGUAAUUAGCUUGGAUUGGACAGUUGAUAUGGCUGAUGGUAGGAGGCGACUGGGACCAAAUAUAGCUGUCCAAGGAAAUGUGGACCCUGGUGUUCUUUUUGGUUCCAAAGAGUUCAUCACUGAUAGGAUAAAUGAUACUGUGAAAAAAGCAGGUAGAGGGAAACAUAUCUUGAAUCUUGGUCAUGGAAUUAAAGUAGGUACGCCUGAGGAGAAUGUUGCACAUUUUUUUGAGGUUGCUAAAUCACUCCGAUACUAACCAGCCAACUAUGAUUAACUAUUAUUUUUUUGUUUCUCUUCAGCAUGUCUGUUUGAUUUU